AUGGCUCCAAAGAAGUCGAAACGCAAGGACUACUACGCUAUCAAAAGAGGGCGAUUUCCUCCAAUGAUCACGACGUGCUGGUUCACAGCGCAUAGCCAAGUUAACGGGUUCCCCGGAAACGAUUACAAAGGGUUUUCUACGUUCUGGGACGCAAAGGAAUAUAUGCAGCACGGCAACGACGGUCAUGCAACAUUUCAUUUCCACGCCUGCCCGACGGACGUGACCGAGGCGAUGGCCAUCAAUGAAAAGGGAAAACACCACGCCUUCAUUAGUGGCAACCAGAGCGGCGUUGUUCCCACCUAUAGAGAGGUUCAGAAAAUGGUUCACGGAGUCUCUGGUGCAUCGCACAAGUCUUUUGGUACGGAAGAAUGCGCGCUGGCAUUCCUAACAGCUGGUCUGGCCUCCAUAUUGCUCGCACAUCGCUCGCCCUGUCGAUCGGCACCUGUGCGAACCAAUGAUAACCAUACACCACUUCACAAGUCAUAG
This is a messenger RNA of Pyricularia grisea, 486 nucleotides long. RefSeq lists its product as uncharacterized. The record is from RefSeq and is a predicted model, not a curated record. The transcript is spliced from 3 exons. NCBI's taxonomy places the organism in Eukaryota, Fungi, Ascomycota, Sordariomycetes, Magnaporthales, Pyriculariaceae. Bases 1 to 486 code for a protein of 161 amino acids.